Molecule: messenger RNA, 523 nt
Organism: Prorocentrum cordatum
Lineage: Eukaryota; Dinophyceae; Prorocentrales; Prorocentraceae
Source: the annotation of a GenBank genome assembly
GGCCAACCUGGGCCUGGAGGGCCGGCGCGGCCUCGCCGCCGUGCCGGCGCUGACCCGCGCCUGCGCGGAGGCCCGCCCGCCGCAGGGCUUCGCGGAGCAGUGCGCAAGGGCGCCGGGCCGGACGUCGGGCGCCGAGGGCCGUCAGGGUGCGGCUCGCUCGAGGUGUCGAGCUGGCCCCGAGGAGCUGCCUGGUGGCCCAGGACCCGGCAUGAGGAUGGCGCUUCGAGGGCUGGCGCGUGUGUGGACGACUCCGACGACACGAGCCAGGACCUCGCCGCCAUCAUCGACGGCAUCAUCGCCAGCGGCGGCAGCAGCAGCUUCUGCUCGGUAUCAGCAGUCUACGACGUCUGCAUGGGCCUACAACAAAACCACAGGACAUGGCAAAGCUGUUUGGCCUUCGCAUCCCCAACUAUAUAGGUGCGCGCUGAGGCAGAGGCGGCUGAGAGGGCCGACGAGGCGACGCUCCCAGGGGCCGGUUGAAGCUUCCCUAGCGGCACGGGGAGCGGUGGUCUCCGCUGUCUAG